Symbiodinium natans is the source of this 594-nucleotide messenger RNA. The record is from the annotation of a GenBank genome assembly. NCBI's taxonomy places the organism in Eukaryota, Dinophyceae, Suessiales, Symbiodiniaceae.
AUGGACCUCGGGGAGCAUCACGAUGAUAUUGCUUCGGUGCUACUGGAACUGGGCGUUCCUCUGAACCUUGUCCCAGUGUCGGAAGGUUUCCAGCCCACGGGCCACACCGACGUACAGACGUGUGCUCUUAUUCGCGAGCUACGGGCAAAAGAGGACCAGAUGAUCCGGGCGAACAAGUUCGGGGAUGCGCAGAAAGUUGCGCAACACAUGGAGCAGCUUCAUGCCCUGGGGCAAGAGCUCCAAGGCCUCCUAGAGCAGCGAGAGAUGCUGUCGGCUGCCCGCGACGUGCGGAGUCUGGAGCAGCUCGCACCACAAAUCACGGCCCUGGAGACAAAGCGGCUCCACCUGGCAGCGCUCUACGAGACAGACUGGUGGCUGACGGCCAUGUCGGCGCGGUUUGGUCGGGUCAAAGAGGGGGGGCUUGCCCUCCCAGAGUGGAGCGCGAUGGAGCACAGCCUGGAGCUCUCCAUCUCUGCGACCUCCAGCCCAGCGGUAGGCAGCGAGGGGCGAUUCCGGCAGAGCGGCUCCCUACCAGCGCAGGGUGAUUCCAGCAAGGCCCUCGGCGGCGAGGCCCUUCUCACAGCGGACGGCUGA